AAAUGGUAUAAAAUACAGUCGUGUGGUUUGCAAAUAAUGUUAACUCCUUAAAAUGUUACUUUUGUACUAGCACAAUUAAUGAUUUUCAAAUGACCUUUGGGAAAGAAGAUGCUUAAGUGACACAAAUCCUAAAAAAACAAUUAAAAGCAAAUAAAAAAUCAUAUGAUACCCAACCUCAUCCACAAUUUCGUCUAUGGAGAACUGCAGAGAUUCAAACACACUGCCACCUGAUCUACAUACGAUUCCAUACAGCAAUAGAAACAAUUGUCUAGAUAUCAGCACAGAUACCAGUGCAGACAUCUUAGCUUGGAAGCAUACAAUCUCAGAUGUUAAAAAGCCUUUACGAAAACAAUAGUGUCUUUGGUAUAAGCCAGUAUAUACAGUUCUUUGUUAUUAUGUCUCCUAUCCAUGUUUUCCAGAGAUGCUGGCUGACCAGCUGAGUUCCUCAGUUUUAGGUUUGUUUUUCAUGGUUGAUUAGGAGAUGGGGUAUAAAAGGUAAUGCAUAUUCAUUUUCUAGAUAGACACAACAUGCUGGAGUAACUCAACGGGAUAGGUAGUAUUUCUGGAUGGAAGGAUCCCUUCUAUCCAGAGAUGUUGUCUGUCCCGCUGAGUUCCUCCUCCAGCACGUUAUGUCUUGAUAAUAACUUCCCAUGACCGUCCCUCUUGCACUGACCCAGUCUGCUGUGGGGGGGGAGAGGACGUCCAGCGCUUCGGUCUUGUGAUGUCCAGCGGGCGGGGCUCGAGCGCCGACCGUGGGGUGGGGGGGAGAAGGAGAAGAGCCCGCCACCUCGGUAGUGAGGAGUCGAGCUAGGCCGGGCCAGUCCAGUCCACAGACAACCGGGCCAAACUUGCAAGAAGCACCGCUCCUCAGAGCCAGGAACUCCGCGUGGCGGCACCCUUUCUGCAUUCCGAACAGCGAAGAGGGCGGGAAGCCGAGGAGCCGGCGGACAACCUGUGAUUGAAUCUCCAUGUUUGCUUUCGGCUUGAAUAAUGAAGAAUUUUGAUUCUAUUUGAAUUAGUUUAGAGGAAGUGGUUUUGCAUGCAAGAUGCUUGAAUUUGAAGAGGAUUGUUUGCUCCCCUUGGAUUCUUUGUUUUUUGAAAAGCCUUCACCAAGAAACAAGAAACUUGUCUAUAAAGAAACAUCAAGUUGGCAGAUAUCCCCACCACCACCAAUUUCCGAAUUACCAGCUGCUCAGGAAUUGCAGGAAGAGCUAGAAAGGCUAAGAUCAUCAGGCAUAAAACAUUCAAAGAAAUUUGUACCACCUAUAAAGAAGAAGACUGAAAAUGAUUCCCAGUCACAGCCGGUUUUUGAUUCCCAAUAUAUGCAUACCCCAAUCAAACGUAAAACAUUUGAAAUAGGGUUAAAUAACUCCCUUAAAGAUCAAUCUCAGUUUAGAUUCAGAAGUGACAAUUCUAUUCCUUCAACAGUCCUGUUAAAUGACAACAGUAAAGGUCACAGCAGACAUCAGAAUGAAGAGACAUUUGAUCAUUUGAAUUGUCUUAGUACUUCACAUCAUAACCCUGAGAAGAAAGAUGAAAGUGAUAACUCUUUGUUCAGAAAAAGAUUAUUUAAAAUGCCAUCGCCAAACAACGCAGCAAAUAAUCCAACAAUUGGAAACUGUCCAGCAUUUCUUGAAAAGUCCCUUUUACGUGAUGAAAGACAUGAACUUGGAACUUUUACAGAAAAUCACAAUGAGUUUGAUAUAACAGACUACAUCAGACCAAUACAGCAGAAUGCUACUCAGUAUGUGUUAAAAGCACAUGUACCCCCAAUGAUGCCACUGUCAUUUAAUGUAAAAGAUGCACAUGGCAGGAGUUCGGGAACUUUGAGGGCAGUUACUGAAAUUCCGGUACAAUUCAGAAGCAUUUUCAAGGAAUUUCCUUAUUUCAACUACAUACAAUCCAAAGUAUUAGAUGAUCUUCUUUACAGUGAAAAGAAUUUUGUGAUAUGCUCCCCAACUGGUUCUGGAAAAACUGUGAUAUUUGAACUAGCCAUCGUCAGAAUAUUGAUGGAAGUUACAAAACCGUGGUCCAAUAUAAAAAUUGUAUACAUGGCUCCCAUCAAAGCUUUGUGUAACCAGCGAUAUGAAGAUUGGAAAGAAAAAUUUGGACCGAUUGGACUGAUGUGCAAAGAGCUCACUGGAGAUACAGAAAUGGACGAUUAUUUUGAGAUCCAAGAUGCACAUAUAAUCAUAACUACUCCUGAAAAAUGGGACACUAUGACGAGAAAGUGGAGAGAUAAUUCAUUAGUACAGCUGGUGCGGCUUUUCCUAAUUGAUGAGGCUCAUGUUGUGAAAGAUGAAAGUCGUGGUGCAACCCUUGAAGUAGUUGUCAGCAGAAUGAAAACAGUUCAGUUAGCUGUCCUGCGUUCAUCUAAUCAGCCUGCAGAUAAAGCACUGAGAUUUGUUGCAGUUUCUGCAACGAUUCCAAAUGUUGAAGAUAUUGCAGAAUGGUUAUCAGAUGGAAAGGGACCAGGAAUUUCCAUGAAGAUAGAUGAAAGUCAUCGACCUGUAAAGCUUCGCAAAGUUGUACUUGGAUUUCCUUGCUCGAAUACUCAAUCUGAAUUCAAAUUUGACCUAUGCCUUAAUUACAGAACAGCUAGUGUCAUCCAGACAUACUCUGAACAGAAACCUACUCUUGUGUUCUGUGCUACAAGGAAAGGUGUACAGCAGUCUGCAUCCAUACUUGCAAAAGAUGCCAAAUUCAUUAUGACCAUGGAACAUAAGCAAAGACUGCAAAAAUACACAAACUCAAUUAAGGAUGCAAAGCUCAGAGAUCUAUUAACAUAUGGAGUUGGUUAUCAUCAUGCUGGCAUGGAUCUAUCUGAUCGGAAAGCUACUGAAGCUGCCUUUACAGCAGGAGAUUUACCAGUACUUUUUACUACCAGCACUUUAGCCAUGGGAGUUAACUUGCCAGCCCACUUAGUGGUCAUUAAAUCAACAAUGCAUUACGCAGGAGGAAUGUUUCAAGAAUACUGUGAAACUGAUAUACUUCAAAUGAUGGGCCGAGCUGGCCGACCUCAGUUUGAUACCACAGCCACGGUAGUCAUAAUGACAAGGAAUCAAACAAAGGAUAAGUACACACAGAUGUUAAAUGGAGCAUAUACCAUUGAAAGCAGUUUACACAAGCACCUUGUUGAACAUUUGAAUGCAGAGAUAAUACUAAAUACCAUCACUGAUGUCAAUGUUGCUUUGGAGUGGAUACGAUCAACAUUUCUUUACAUUAGAGCUCUUAAAAAUCCAAAUCAUUACGGUUUUGCUGCUGGUCUUGACAAAAGUGGAAUUGAAGCAAAGUUGCAAGAACUGUGCCUGAAGAAUUUGCAGGCAUUGGCAUCCAUUGGUUUGUUAAGAAUGGAUGAAGAAAUCAAUUUCAAACCUACAGAAACGGGGAAAUUAAUGGCCCGCUAUUCCAUUGCAUUUGAAACAAUGAAGCUCUUCUUCUUGGUCAAUGGAAAUGAAAAUCUUACUGAACUGGUCACAAUAAUCUCCAGAUGCAAGGAAUUUGCAGAUAUUCAACUAAGGGUCAAUGAGAAGAAAAUUCUUAAUACUCUGAACAAAGACAAAAACAGAGUCACCAUCAGGUUUCCUAUAGAAGGAAAGAUUAAAACAAAUGAAAUGAAAGUUUACUGUCUAAUACAAGCCCAGUUAGGUUGUAUUCCCAUUCAAGAAUUUGCAUUAACUCAAGACAUGGCCAAGAUAUUUAAAUGUGGCGUAAGAGUCACCAAAUGCCUUUCAGAAUUGCUUAUGCAACAAGACAAGAAGAACUUUUCAACAUUGUUGAAUUCACUGAUCUUAGCCAAAUGUUUUAGGGCUAAACUUUGGGAGAACUCCUCGUAUAUAUCAAGACAACUUGAAAAAAUCGGUCCUACUUUGUCCUGUGCCAUGGUAAAUGCAGGCCUCUCUACAUUUCAGAAGAUAGAAGAUACAAAUUCAAGAGAGUUAGAAUUGAUUGUGAACAGACACCCUCCAUUUGGAAAUCAGAUAAAAGAAUCUAUUACUCACCUCCCAAAGUACGAACUCAGUGUUGAACAGCUUGCAAAAUACCAUGCUGGAGUGGCAGAAAUCAUUGUGACAAUCACCUUAACAAAUUAUGAGCAACUGCUGAAAAAGAGAACAGCAUCUGACAAUCACCAUACAUCUCUGAUCAUAGGAGAUGCAGACAACCAAGUUAUUUACAAACAAAAAAUCACGGAUUCAGCUCUACUUAAAACUGGAAGUUGGUCAAAGAAAAUUGAAGUUAAACGACCUCUCAAAGGUGAAGAACUGAGUGUCAAUCUUAUCAGUUCAGACUACGUUGGAUUGGAUAUUCAGCAAAAGUAUACCGUCUUUUACUCAGGACCAAAGAGGUUUGGAACACAUAUUAUUAAUGGAAAAUCUGAUGUACAAAACACACCAUUAACAAAACGGAAUAGCACAGAAAAUUCAUUAACAAGUUCCUCUCUUGGUACAAUUAAAGGAUGCACCAAAGAAAGCAACAACACUGGACCUCCAAGAAGACUCUGUAAUCAUUACUGCAAGAAUAAAGACAAAUGUGGUCAUGAAUGUUGUAAAUUUGGUGUACCGGUUGUACAGAGUAGUAUUACACCACAAACAACAACAAAACUUUCUUCCUAUCUCAGUGACCUUAAAAAUAGAAGUGAUACUUCCUCAGCCCCAUCAGUCAAACGACUAAAGGUCGAGAUGCAAAAUGACUUGGGGUCAGUAAAUCUUCAACAGUUUGCUUACUUGCCCAAACCUCCACUGACAACAUUACCAAGGUACUAUGAAACAAAACCUGCUCCGACCGCUCAAGAACACAACUGGGAUCAAUUAGACAUCUGUAUAAGUAAUUGUCAACAACAGCAUACAGAUGAUGAUGAAGGCAAAUAUUCUUUGACAUCAUCAAAACCCAGUUCAGCUGCGAUUCUGCCACAGCAAAAUAUGUUGAGGGCUUUUAAUUGUGACUCCACUGAUGCAAACGAAAGUGGUUACUGGUCAGCAGAAGGCAUAAAUGUGACUUUUGACCUCGGAGAUGAUUUAUGGGGUGACUUUGAUGAUGAGAAACUGGUGCAAGCAAGCAAUGUAGUCAUUUCAGAGAAAACCAACAUUAAUUAUCAAAAAGAUUCGCCUUUUAGUAUGUACCAAAAAAUUUCAGAAUACAAUCAACAGAAUACAAUGCCUGAACGUCCAUUCAAAAAGUUCCAGUACCAAACUAUAAGCAGUAAAGGCAAUUGGCAUGGGAACCUCCCAACAAUGGAACAGCCCUAUUCUUUACCAGUUAACUCAACAGUUCACGGAACAUCCAAAAUUCUUGGAACUAUUCAUCACACAACUCAAGGUGCAAAGGAAGAGUUGAGUUCUGCACCUUUCGAUGUAGAUGCACUGAAGUAUCCUAAAGGUCGAGGCCCUUCGGGCUGCUACCAACAAUUGGCUACACCUACUGCAAGAGAUCCCAGAUAUUCUUCUGAAGAAGAGUACGAUACUCUGGUCAGCAUUUUUGAUGGAAUAUUUUAGGACAGCAUAUAACUCCUGGUAUUCUAAAUAUGUUUUCAUUAUAUCAAUGAUAUCAUUAUACCAUUAUACCAAAGCUUACAAUUUGCUAAUUGCUUAACUAGAACACAAUUUCAAAUUGGUAAAUUAAAAAAUAUAUAUAUUCCUUGCUUUUGUUGUCAGUUUUUAUAUCGAAUUUGAUAUUUUAUUCAGUCUAGAGAUCAAAUCAUUUUAAAUAUUAUAUUUAUGAGCUGAAAAGACAGAUAAUGUAAGGUACGAGUUAACAUGUUUAAAUUGUGCACCUGAACACAUUCUUUAUUAUUGUAGCAGAGGUGUCAAUCUAUUUAGUUUUGAUGGAUUGGUAUUUCUAGUUAAAAACAGGGAUUUUCGGAUGAAAAUCGUUUUUGUUCCUAAGUUUCUUAAAGUUUGUUGUCAAACCAUGAGAUUACAUUCCUUUAUUAUUAAAUAAUGACUGUUCUUUUUGUGAAGGAUAUUUGACACAUGCGAUUUCUCAACACUCUUAAUUGAAUGUAAAGUAUAAAAUAUUUCCUUUAAUUUUCAAAACUUAGUGACAGUUAAUUUAUGCCAGCUGUGGAAGUAUUCCAACUGCUGUUGGGAACCGAUGGACCCGGCUACUUUUAUGCAACGCUUAGACUGACUGGUUGAAAAGUAACCUGCAGGUACCUGGGAGCACAAGAACUGCAUCUACCCUACUGGAAAAAAUGUGCUUAAAAAUGAAUGCACAUUUUGUGUGUUUAAACAUCAAAAUUAUUACAUAAAUGCUGACCCAUGUAAACUAAUUUAAUGAUUUAAUGAUUAUAUUUUCUUGUUCAUGUCACCUUAUUGUAUUGAUAUUUGUUCAAAUUGAAUGUUUAACUACAGAUAAGAAUAUUGGAUAAAUAAAGUUCCCUCAAAUGUCAGCCCAGUUUACUGAAGUUCUAUGUUCAAUCUAUUAUAUAGCAAGAUACAUUCUUUUCUAUGGGUGGGAAUAUUGGCCAUCUCAUUUUUCUGGUUACUUAUUGGCAACGGGAUUCUUUCUUAAACAUUCUGCUUUUUUUUUUCUAUUUUCCCCCUUUCUCGUUCCAGUCCUAUCCCAUACGUAUUGAUUGCACAAGGACUGGAGUUUUCUCAAAUUGGCUUUUUUCAUAGAUGAAACUAGAGAGUGCCACAAAUUCGAUUCACUAACUAAUUUCUGCUGUAUUGAGCACACACAAUGGAAUAAAUGCUUCCACUGGGAGCAACACAGUUGAGCUAAAUGCUAUUUUCAUCCAACUUUCUGGAGGACUGAUAUGAAGGUUGGAGAAGUGAGGUUGGCAAGAGUGGGGUUGCCACAGUUGCCGAACAUCCGCCGCAUCCUCCAGCUUUGAGUGGAAGUCCCUUUUGGCCUUUGUCAAGGUCGUAUUUGGAGUUCUUAUAAACCUCUGCGUCACCAGACCUGAAUGCCCAGGAUCUGGUCCUCAUAAAAAUGCAAAUCUCCUGGUUCAUCCAAGGCUUCUGAUUAGGAAACACUCGGAAGGUUUUUGUAGGAACACAGUCCUCCGCACAUUUCCUUAUGAAGUCUGUAACGACUGUGGCGUAUUCAUUCAGGCCCGUUGACGAGUCCUUGAACAUUACCCAGUCUACUGACUCCAAGCAGUCCUGUAGUUGUUCCUCUGCCUCCCCAGACCAGCUCUGUGCAGUCCUCAUCUCUGGGGGUGCACUCUUCAGUUGCUGCCUUUAUGCAGGAAGAAGCAGCACCACUGAAUGGUCAGAUUUCCCGAAGUGAGGGCGAGGGAUAGAGCGAUAGGCAUCAUUGAUGGUCGUGUAGCAGAGGUCAAGGGGG
Messenger RNA from Leucoraja erinaceus (little skate), 7290 nucleotides. RefSeq names its product helicase for meiosis 1 (gene hfm1). The record is from RefSeq and is a predicted model, not a curated record. The coding region runs from base 1047 to 5492 and encodes 1481 amino acids. Lineage: Eukaryota; Metazoa; Chordata; Chondrichthyes; Rajiformes; Rajidae. The transcript is spliced from 39 exons. Gene Ontology annotation, molecular function: nucleic acid binding; ATP binding.